CAGCUGCUGCCUUUGGACUCGGUUGAGAAGAGCCGUUUGGUCGCCACACAAACAAUAUUACAAUGUCCAUCUCGGCCCGCCUUCCCGAUUACCCGGUCACUUCGGAUUUGGUGACGAGAUUAAAGUCGGCCCUGGAAGCCGGGGAUGAGGAGAGGGUGAGGGCGCUGGUCUGCACUGAAGUCCGGCCCGUGGACGCCGUGAUAGAACUGGCCAACGACGACUGGAUGAAGGACCCCUCAGCGCAGCUGCCCCCCGGGGUGCUCCUAGGAGACAUAGACCGUCUCAGGCCCCUCAUGGACCAGUUCUUCCAGGAUGCUAACGUGGUGUUUGAGAUCAAGAAGGAUGAGAUGGAGUGGCAGGGGAAAUCCUCAGGCACUUUUGGACUGUCAGGCCUCUGGACCUUGGAGUACAAGCGCGAGCUCACCACGCCCCUGUGCAUCGCCGCGGCCCACGGCCACACCGCCUGCGUGCGCCACCUGCUCGGCCGCGGCGCGGACCCGGACGCCAGCCCCGGCGGCCGCGGCGCGCUGCACGAGGCCUGCCUGGGCGGCCACACGGCCUGCGCCCGGCUGCUGCUGCAGCACCGCGCCGACCCCGACCUGCUCAGCGCCGAGGGCCUGGCGCCCUUGCACCUCUGCCGCACGGCCGCCUCGCUCGGGUGCGCGCAGGCGCUGCUGGAGCACGGCGCCUCGGUGCGGCGCGCGGGCGGCGCGGGCUUGGACACCCCCCUGCACGUGGCGGCGCGGCACGGCCUGGACGAGCACGCGCUCCUCUACCUGGGCCGCGGGGCGAGCGUGGACGCGAGGAACGGCCGCGGCGAGACGGCCCUGAGCGUGGCGUGCGGCGCGGCGCGGCGGCCCGACGAGCACGCGCGCUGCCUGCGCCUGUGCGCGCUGCUGCUGCGGGGCGGCGCGGCGGCGGACGCGCGCGACGAGGACGAGCGCAGCCCGCUGCACAAGGCCUGCGGCCGCGCGCGCCACGACCUGGCGCGCCUCCUGCUGCGACACGGCGCCGACGCGGGCGCGCUCGACUACGGGGGCGCGACGCCGCUGGCCUGCGUCCUGCAGACGGCCGCCUGCGCCCGCGAGGCCGCGCCGCAUCGCACGGUGCAGGCGCUGCUCAACCACGGCUCCCCCACCGUGUGGCCCGACGCCUUCUCCAAGGUGCUGAAGACCUGCGCGCCCGCCCCCACGACCAUCGAGGUCCUUUUCAACUCCUACCCGCAGCUCCGCGUCUCCGAGUCCUGGAAGGAGGUGAUCCCCGAGGAGGUGUUUCAGGUGCACCAGGCUUUCUACCGGUCCCUCUUGGCCUUGGCCCACGCCCCGCGCUCCCUGCAGCAUCUUUGCCGAUGCGCCAUUCGGAAGGUGUUCGGCGGGAAGUGCUUCUGCCUCGUGCCCCUCCUGCCCUUGCCCCAGUCCCUGCAGGAUUUCCUCCUCCUGGAGCCAGAGGGGGUUUUGCACUGAAACCCAGAGCAUUUGGACCGAGACGCUUGUGCUCUUCUGGGGGCGGGGAGGGGCCUCCCCCGACCCCCAUGCACAAACCCCUCCUGGGCGUGGAGUUGGUAACCCCAGCCCUCCUGCCUCUCAGGGCUGCGUGUGAGGAUUGAAACAGGGACUGGUCUGUGCUGGUACUUGGAUCACAAAGGACCUUUCACCUAAACUGAAAGAUACAGUAUUUCUCCCAGGUUUGUCUCCUGCCCGCAGUGAGUUAGCCUUCGUGCUGCGGCCCCUCCCCCCAGCCUGCAGACCCCCUCCUAGAACGCAGCCUCCUGGAAAGAUGCUGUUCCAAACCUGACAGACGGUCACACUGAGGGCAGACACUUCCCAGGAGCCCACAGGUGCUCCCUAGAGCAUCACGGGCCAGAGCCCCUAGAAGGACCUUGUGAGCCAGACAUUUAAAUCCUGUGUCACUCCUUUGUCCCGCAUCCCGCCCCCCCCACCUCCAACCGAUCCAGCUGUGAGAACAGUCCGUGAAGCCAGAUGCCGGGGCCGGACACAGGUUGAUCGAGGAGGCCGCUGUCCGCUCGGCCCGAACAUCUGGCACAGGAGCGAGUUCUGAAGUCUGGGACUGUAUUAACCACGGCUUUUAUUUUCUGGAUGCUGGUGCUUUGACAUCUGGGGCCUUUCCAACCCUAGAGGGGCGGCCCCUCCCGGGAUGACCCAAUUCCGAGAGCUGGUAAACAUCUUGGCCCCAAACAACCUUGUCAAAUACAACGCCACCCAUCGGAGCUCACCUCGCCACCACCUCCCUGGGAGUCCAGACGCUCUGCCCCCGCAGGACCAGGACCAGCGACCAGGGACAGCCCCCGUGUCGCAGAGCAGUUGUUCGGACUAGCCGGUCCUAAGCCUCACCCAUUCCUUCCACGGAAAUCACAGGAAAGCCUCUUGCCCUCGUCCCCUCCCCCGCCCCUCCUGCCCCCGGUGCUUCCCCGUGUGGUGUGGUCUUCCUCUUGGGAUUGGUGUGUAAUAAACCAUCUCUUCGUUGGGA
Molecule: messenger RNA, 2487 nt
Organism: Phacochoerus africanus (Common warthog)
Lineage: Eukaryota; Metazoa; Chordata; Mammalia; Artiodactyla; Suidae
Gene: ASB18
Product: ankyrin repeat and SOCS box containing 18
Exons: 6
Coding region: 63-1463 (466 amino acids)
Biological process (GO): intracellular signal transduction
Molecular function (GO): protein binding
Source: RefSeq, a predicted model, not a curated record